Amaranthus tricolor (Joseph's coat) is the source of this 839-nucleotide messenger RNA. RefSeq lists its product as uncharacterized. The transcript has 2 exons. Lineage: Eukaryota; Viridiplantae; Streptophyta; Magnoliopsida; Caryophyllales; Amaranthaceae. Bases 41 to 652 code for a protein of 203 amino acids. The record is from RefSeq and is a predicted model, not a curated record.
CGAAGUGCAUCUCCCUGAGCGCGUACUGCGCCAAUUUGGGAUGGUACAGGGCAUCCCGCCUCCAUGCGACACAGAAGCGGAGCUCCACCACUCUCGUAAGGGUCGGGAUCCCAAGAACUGGCUAGAGGUGAACUGGCGGCAUGUCGCUCGUUGGGAGCACAGGCUAGAUCUGCUUGCCCAAGGUGCGCCGAUCGAGGCUGCAGGCGCACCUACUACGGCGGAUUACAUGCCGUGGUUCCUCUCCAUUACUCGCCGAUGGAUGACACCACGAGGUAUCUUGGCGGCAUCCCAGUACAAUCCCGCAGCACCGACGAUGACACACUUUGCACAGGGCAUUGCAUCAGUCAUCGGCUCCUCCCAAGAGGAGCCCGUACGGGAGAUUGCCCAAGGCACGCAGUUUCAACACUUCAUUCCGGAAGUAACUGCGCCCCACACCACUACGUACGCGUACGAGUCAUCUGCUCAUCAACCCGACGUUCAUCUUGAGGAGGUUGACUUAACGUGUCCGGACUACGGUGUCGGGUCCUCACAGGGUGCCACAUCAUCAAACUAUCAAUCCCCUCCCCUACCCGAGCGUCAUGCGACUGCAUCUUACUAUCGUAGAAGGCGUCGUAAACCGUCACAAUUAGACAGGGUACAGGAGGAGGAUUAGCAUUACAAUAGUUUUGUAAUUAUUGAACAUUUGUACAUACUCAUUUGUAACUGUUGGUCUUUUGUGUGUAAAUUGUAACAUAUAUGUACAUGUAUAUAUUUUUACCGUAGUAUCACACGUUUAUUAUGAGUGAAUUGAUGUUAACUACUCAAACUUUUGGGCGAUGAAUCAUUCCGCGAACAAUGCA